Molecule: messenger RNA, 1029 nt
Organism: Penicillium bovifimosum
Lineage: Eukaryota; Fungi; Ascomycota; Eurotiomycetes; Eurotiales; Aspergillaceae
Product: CAZyme family GH18
Exons: 3
Coding region: 1-1029 (342 amino acids)
Biological process (GO): carbohydrate metabolic process
Source: RefSeq, a predicted model, not a curated record
AUGAUGAAGUACGCAGAUUGGGUCAAUGUGAUGACAUAUGAUCUUCAUGGAGUAUGGGAUGCUUCUGAUCCAAUUGGGAGUAUUGUCCAAGGACAUACUAAUCUGACUGAGAUCAAGAGUGCCCUGGAUCUCUUUCGGAGAGUUGAGAAUUCCCCCGCGCAAGUGGUCCUGGGCUUCGGGUUUUAUGGUCGUGCGUUCACCCUUCAAGAUAAGACAUGCACAAAACCUGGUUGCGCUUUCAAGGGUGCCUCAGACGCUGGGCCCUGUUCAGAUACAGCUGGUAUGCUUGCGUACUAUGAGAUUGCCAGUAUUCUACAGGGCACCUCGAAGAAGCGAGCCACCAUUACACCGGUUCACGACAAAGAGGCUGCUGUCAACUAUUCCACCUUUGAUGAUGAUCAAUGGGUCUCGUAUGAUGACAAAACUACAUUCAAGCAAAAGGUCUCCUGGGCGGAUGAAGUGGGACUGGGAGGUGCAAUGAUUUGGGCGUCUGACUUGGAUACCGAUAAGUACGCUGCCCAUACAGAUCUUCUUGAUCGGGAAAUUAUUUCUACAUCGACACUUCAGCUUGAGAAUAAGGCAGUGGCAAAUCCCGGGACAACUGUGCAAGAUCUGUCUGCCUUCACUGGACAAAAAUGCUUCAAACACACAGGGAAAUGUCUCAAGAUUGAUGACACAGACGCCAUGUCCAAAGCAUGCGGCAGCGGAUAUAGUGUCGUUGGCUGGAACGAUGCAGGAUGUGGAAAAUCUAAUUGUCAUUGUGGAAAGCCGGUGUGUUGCCCAAAUGGAGCGGCCCCGAAAAAUUGCAUGUGGCGUGGACAGGACACUGGUCAACAAGGUGCCAGCUCUGAUUGCAGCGGGCAGUGUGCCGCGGGAGAAAUCAACGUUGCUGGUAUUCGUUCUUCUUGGGGUGGUGGGUAUCUCAAUGAUAGAGACACGAACAAGUGUGGCCGUGGCUACAAAGCAUUCUGCUGCCCAGACCCAGACUUCAAGCAGGUUACCAAGACUUGUUCUUGGGCGAAGUGGUGA